Electrophorus electricus (electric eel) is the source of this 2710-nucleotide messenger RNA. RefSeq names its product N-acetylgalactosaminidase, alpha. Gene Ontology annotation, biological process: glycoside catabolic process; oligosaccharide metabolic process. Gene Ontology annotation, molecular function: alpha-galactosidase activity. The record is from RefSeq and is a predicted model, not a curated record. Lineage: Eukaryota; Metazoa; Chordata; Actinopteri; Gymnotiformes; Gymnotidae. Gene Ontology annotation, cellular component: cytoplasm.
CAUGACUCCACGCUAGCCCUUGCUGCUUUCUAUAUCAACUUUACCGUAUCAGUCUUCAUUCUAAAAACGCUGCGGAUGGAAUUUCUUCAUACUUGAAAUAUAAUAUAAUCUAGACUUGUAGGACUUUGUUUCAGGUGAAAGGAAAGUAGAUUCGCUCUCUCUGAGGUAUGCAUCAAGCAGCAGCUGUUUUUCUGCUGGCAUUCUCAGCAGCUACCCAGGCACUGGACAAUGGUCUGAUGAGGACCCCACCCAUGGGCUGGUUGGCAUGGGAACGAUUCCGCUGUGAUAUUGACUGUGACAAUGACCCGCAAAAUUGUAUUAAUGAAGUGCUAUUCAGGGACAUGGCAGACAGGCUGGCUGAGGACGGUUGGAGGGAGCUGGGUUAUGUCUACGUCAACAUUGAUGACUGCUGGUCUUCGAAGACAAGGGAUGCGAAGGGCCGCCUCCAGCCCGAUCCAAAGAGGUUUCCAGGUGGUAUCGCUAAACUGGCGCGUUAUGUCCAUGACCGUGGGCUGAAGCUGGGUAUCUACGGAGACAUGGGCACUUACACCUGUGCAGGGUACCCUGGCACCACCCUGGACACAAUUGAGACGGAUGCUCAGACCUUCGCCGAGUGGGGCAUCGACAUGCUGAAACUGGAUGGCUGCUUUUCCAACUCCAGUGUACAGGAACAGGGCUACCCACUCAUGUCAAAAGCUCUCAACGCCACUGAUCGCCCCAUUGGUUAUUCCUGUAGCUGGCCUUGCUACCAGGGUGGUCUUCCUCCAAAAGUGAACUACACCAUACUUGGAGAGAUCUGUAACUUGUGGCGUAAUUAUGGAGACAUUGAGGACUCUUGGGACAGUGUCCUAAGCAUCGUGGACUGGUUUACCGACCAUCAGGACAUCAUCCAGCCAGCAGCUGGUCCGGGACACUGGAAUGACCCUGAUAUGUUGAUCAUUGGAGAUUAUGGCCUCAGCAUGGACCAGUCACGUUCUCAGAUGGCAUUGUGGGCAAUAAUGGCUGCUCCUCUCUUCAUGUCCAGUGAUUUGCGGACCAUAAACAGUGGGGCACGUGCUAUACUUCAGAACAAAGCUGCUAUCGCCAUCAACCAGGACCCCUUAGGCAUCCAAGGCAGACGCCUGAUAAAGGAGAAGAGUGGUAUAGAUGUUUUCUGGCGUCCACUGUCGAACCAAGCAAGUGCGUUGGUCUUCUUCAGCCGAAGGACUGACAUGCCAUACCGCUACCAUACGUCUCUAAAGGCCCUCAAUUACACUAAAGGCACCUAUAUGGUGUAUGACGUGUUCUCACAGAAGGUCCAGCCCAUGCUGAAGGACACCACAGAUUUUGUCGUCUCCAUCAAUCCCACGGGAGUAGUCAUGUGGUAUGUGUUCCCGGCUGCUGGCUGGCAGGCAGAGGCAGAGUCUGUUCACUUCACUGAGAUACUGAAAAGAAUGAUGCUCUAUCAAAGGGAAGAAUAUGCUGAUUCCCUAACAGAACUCUGAACUGGUGUUUUGCAAAUAGCUGCAGUAUCCAAAACUGGUACAGCUACUGUCUUUGGCAUAGCACUGAAAUAACUGUACUGUAAACACUUAUACUUGCAAAACGUUGUCCCAUUCUUUAGUAGUCUAUCUUACAGCACUGAAUAAAUGUUUGAAUGAAGCUAUUUAAGUGUUUUUUGUUGGGGUUUUUUUUUUUGUUGGUUUUUUUCUCAAACUUAUGCAAGCUGCUCUGGUGCUGAGCUAUAUGAAGGUUACAUUUUCAACACUUAAUUUUGAACUUCUCAGUGUUUAAUUUUUGUUAAACUGAGAAUAUUCCAUCUUGAGGCAGUAAUCUGAUUUGAAUUACCACAUCACUUUCUAAGCAGACGGUAGAAGCAGCUUUUCAUGCAUAGGUAUGAAAGGCUUGUGCAUAGAUUCAGAAUGCAAGCCAUAGAAACCUAGUGGUCAGGACUUUGGGCCAUCAAUCGGAAGGUUGUCGGUUCAAAUCCUGGCUCUGCUAUGCGACCACUAUUGGGCCCUUGAGUGAAGCCUUAACCCUCCCAGCUCCAGGGGUGCAGGACAUUGGCUCACCCUACGCUCUGACCACAACUCACAAUGAAGACUGCAUUUUGUUGCCUUGUACUUAUACUAAGCAAUGACACAAAUUUAAUCUUAAUUUCUCAAUUAAUUAAUUUUGACAGAGCACAUUGUUCAGUUGCCUCUUUUAGUUUUUAUAAAGAUGUCAGGUUUUAUUUUUAUACCCAUUAACUUUGUGGAAAUAUUUGGGUGCUGUGCCAGCAGUGUGUAUUUUACUAUGUAAGAUCAGGGUACAGUGUUUGGAUAGCAGCUGUUUGCAUUAUACUGGACCUUAUUAGGCCAAUCAGGUCAAUGCGGUCCGCUUGGACAUCUGUGUCCAGCACUUCCUGCUCAGGGGCAAUCUGCAAGUGAAAUUGCUUGCAAUCAACUCUUCAGAAAGGAAAGGACUUGACUCAUAAUUUUGGUAGGGUUUGGGUUUUCUUUCCAAAUUUAUAAUAUAUUCCAGAUUAUAUUAGCUAACUAGUUUUAUAUGGAUUAGAACUGAAUUUGAAUCUUGGCUCUUUUUGGACAUGUCUUUUGCAUCAUCAUGCAUUUGUUUCCUGCUUUGACCAAGCCAAGCAUUGUCAUAAAUAUACCAUACCACUCACUGCAUAAUUGUUUCUUUAGAAAUUGUCACUUUAUAUUGUGAAUAAAAGUUUGAUCUUUUUAAUGUU